Paraglomus brasilianum is the source of this 1511-nucleotide messenger RNA. NCBI's taxonomy places the organism in Eukaryota, Fungi, Glomeromycota, Glomeromycetes, Paraglomerales, Paraglomeraceae. The record is from the annotation of a GenBank genome assembly.
AUGGAGGGAAUUCUAAGAUACUUUCAUAUUUUUCCCGCAAAACUGGCGACUUCAAAGUCAAUCUCUUCACCGACGCAGUCAAAAGUCAACCGUACACCAAAGUCCUCGAGGACAUCGAGUUCCAUAACAACACUUUCGCCAAAUAGAGGAUCCUCGAUACAUAAGACGUCACCAAGUCGGAAACUAAUAGGCAGAACCUCUCCCUCCGGGCAGAGCAAAUUAAUAGGCGUAUUUAAGUCUGGUAAAUCAGGUGGCAGAGUCUAUCACGCUAAGAGAGAAGUUCAGAAGCUUAAUGUUAUUGGGAAAGAUUGGAUUGGUCCUGUUGAAGCGACUCCAAAGAAAGCCAAAAAUCAUUUUGACCGAUUUAUUCCUAACCGUGAAGCGAUGGAUGAAGAAUCCACGAGAUUUAAUAUAAACACUCGUCCAUCAAAGUCUCAAGACCUUGAUGACGUUGACAGAGCUUACCAGGAGGAGAUCGCACGCGCUGCCGGGAUUUCACUCGAUAAGCGUAUCCUUGCGUUCAAUGUGGAGCCACCAAAACCCGAUAAACAGGAUAUAAGACUUCUGUAUUCCAAUCCUUCAGUGACCAAAGUUACUAAUUGCAUCAAAAGACGCAUUAUUAGCGCACCUGAACGCAUUCUUGAUGCACCCGGCAUGCAAGAUGAUUACUAUUUAAAUCUAUUGGAUUGGAGCGUUAGGAAUAUGGUAGCAAUUGCAUUGGAUAAGUCCGUCUACGUGUGGGAUGCAGAAACUGGGGAUGUUAGCUCAAUGGCCUCUGUAAGAGACGAUGAAUAUAUUUCCGGAUUAGCGUGGUCACAAGAUGGCGAGUAUCUUGCAAUUGGAACUAGUUAUGGAGAUACUCAGAUAUGGGAUAUUGAGAAGGGAUCAAAAGUUCGGUCUAUGUUUGGACAUUCUGCACGUGUAGGGGUGCUUUCUUGGAAUAAAUAUAUUUUGUCAUCCGGUUGCAGGGACGGAAGUAUUUGGCAUCACGACAUUAGGAUAGCAGAACAUAAAGCUGCCGAAUUGUUAAAUCAUACAAGUGAAGUUUGCGGAUUGAAAUGGCGUAAUGAUGGUGCCCUCCUGGCCAGUGGUGGCAAUGAUAAUAGAAUAAAUGUGUGGGAUGCAAGAUCAAAUCUACCCAAAUGGACAAAGAAUAACCAUCGAGCUGCAGUAAAGGCAGUCGCAUGGUGUCCAUGGCAUGCGAAUAUCCUUGCCACCGGGGGAGGCUCACAUGAUCGUAACAUUCACUUCUGGAAUACUACCCAAGUAGCUCGCAUACGUUCCAUUGACACUGGUUCCCAAGUAACUUCUAUCAUUUGGUCUCGUGAAUACAAGGAAGUUUUAUCGACACACGGAUUUCCUGACAAUCAUAUUACGAUUUGGUCCUAUCCUGAUCUCAAGAAAAUUGUGGAUAUCAGAGCACAUGAAACCCGUGUUCUGCAUUCAGCUAUUAGUCCAGAUGGUCAGAUGGUUGCUACGGCAGCCAGUGACGAGAAUUUGAAAUUUUGGAA